Girardinichthys multiradiatus is the source of this 792-nucleotide messenger RNA. Its product is annotated as histone H2A-like. Bases 186 to 572 code for a protein of 128 amino acids. Gene Ontology annotation, molecular function: DNA binding; protein heterodimerization activity; structural constituent of chromatin. Gene Ontology annotation, cellular component: nucleosome. The record is from RefSeq and is a predicted model, not a curated record. The transcript has a single exon. NCBI's taxonomy places the organism in Eukaryota, Metazoa, Chordata, Actinopteri, Cyprinodontiformes, Goodeidae.
AUUGGAGGAAGCUGUACUGAAAAAGUCCGCCUCUGUCCCGCUCUGCUGGAAGCUUUUCUGGUUGGUUGUUGACAGCUGCAGCUCCAACGCCGCCCCUCCUGCUCUCCGCGGACAUAAAAAGCCGUUUUCAGCAGCUGCUCGUCACUGUUUUCUCGAGUUUUCACUCCUACAAACAACCGAUAACAAUGAGUGGCCGCGGAAAGACCGGAGGUAAAGCCAGAGCGAAGGCCAAGACCCGCUCCUCCAGAGCCGGACUCCAGUUCCCAGUGGGCCGUGUUCACAGGCUGCUGCGCAAAGGCAACUACGGAGAGCGAGUCGGUGCCGGAGCCCCCGUCUACCUGGCCGCUGUGCUCGAGUAUCUGACCGCUGAGAUCCUGGAGCUGGCUGGAAACGCCGCCCGCGACAACAAGAAGACCCGCAUCAUUCCCCGCCACCUGCAGCUGGCUGUCCGCAACGACGAGGAGCUCAACAAGCUGCUGGGCGGAGUCACCAUCGCUCAGGGCGGCGUGUUGCCCAACAUCCAGGCGGUGCUGCUGCCCAAGAAGACCGAGAAGGCCGCCAAGGCCAAGUAGAGCUGCCUGCUUCAACCAAACACACAACGGCUCUUUUAAGAGCCACCCACUGCUUCCUCUACAAGAGCACUGAUUAUUAUGUUGAGUUUUUUUUCUCCAGAGUUCCUGCCUGGAGAUCAUCUCAUCCUGGAUCUUCUAUCUGGGAACAGAUUUGUUGAAGAUCAUCAAAGGUUCUCAUUAUUGCACUCUGUUGUAGCUUUAUUAAAAAAGUCUUGCAAAA